Molecule: messenger RNA, 2259 nt
Organism: Lachnellula hyalina
Lineage: Eukaryota; Fungi; Ascomycota; Leotiomycetes; Helotiales; Lachnaceae
Exons: 4
Coding region: 1-2259 (752 amino acids)
Biological process (GO): DNA-templated transcription; regulation of DNA-templated transcription
Molecular function (GO): DNA binding; DNA-binding transcription factor activity, RNA polymerase II-specific; zinc ion binding
Source: RefSeq, a predicted model, not a curated record
AUGGAAAGUAGACAGUUCAUUUGCAGACAUGCUGGCUGCGGUAAAAGUUUCGCCCGCAAAGAACACCUUGGCCGACACGAGAAAUCCCACGAUCCUUCCAACCUGCUCCAAUGUCCAGCAUGUAAACGACAUUUCAAUAGGAAGUCCGCUUUCCUACUGCCACUCCGCUCCAAAAAGCAAACUAAAAUCCACAAUAGUGAUAGUCUUCAACGUCAUGUUGUCAAACAUGGUGCUACGUUCAGACAGAUUCCAUCAGUCAGAGCAAAGCGAGCGUGUUUUAAUUGUCGAGUCUCGAAGUCGAAAUGUGACAAGAAUGAUCCGUGUUUUUCAUGUAUUAAAAAAGGCGUACAAUGCAAAUUCCAGCAUGAUGGAGACAGCCAUAGGCCGAGCAGAGAUGCAAGUUCAUCAAUUGCUCCAGGGACCUCACAGUCCUUGAACCACAACCUCACAACUGCAACUACGGCGAAACCUUAUUCUCUAACCGUGGUAGAUGAUACCACGACACAGCAGACAUCUCUGAAAGAUUCGUAUACAAGGCCCUCAGCAACCAAGCCCCGCGGUCUUAUAGAUUGGACACUGGUUGAAAUCCAACCUGAUCCUCACGUGCUAGCUCCCACUCCCAAAGAGGUGAAUAGUCUUCAGGAAGUUGCGCAAAAGUAUAGGGAAAUAUACUUCAAGCAAUUCCAUCACCGCUGGCCAAUCGAGCACCGGGUGUCACGCGAGUAUGAUGGAAAGGAUACUGAUCUAUGCGAACUAUCAAUACGGAUGAUCGGGGCCUGGCUACAUGGUACUAGCGAGUCUGUUGACUUUGCCAUUGAAACGCAUGAUGAACUGAUGGACCAGCUUAUGACUCGGUUGUGUCAAGUCACUUCACAAGACAGGUUUCAGCAAUCAUUACCUGCCUGGGUGUGCCAUGCCGCUGUCCUGAACAUCAUUUUUGGACUUUAUCGCGGGCAUAACCGCGGACUAUCUCGCACAAUUAUUUUAUUGAACAUUCUUAUUGCUGCUCUUCGAGAGGUCGUAUUCUUCCGACCAGCAACAGCAUGGGCCGACGAAAAGAAAGGAUAUUUCGUGCCGAUGCGCACGAUCAAAGAGGGAGAAAGGCAAAGACUAGCAUAUGCUCUGUUUAAGCUAGAUUCAUAUACCAGCAUAUUACGAAAUCUACCAAUGACGCUUUGUCCCGAAGAAUUGCACUUCUCACUCCCGUCUACCUUCUCCUUAUACAACACCAACGGCCUUCAUAUCUGGGAACCACGGCUGAUUGAGGAGCCCUCUUACCGAGCCUGCAAGUCAAUGAACGACUUGAUCGUGGAAAAUAUAUCAGGAAACGAUUCUAGUUUCACAGGUCAACCUUUGCUAAUCGAAGACAUCCAUCUCUGCCUCUGUGCAAUGCAAUCGAAAAUAUGGAAGCAUGUCCAGAGCAACAACAGUAGCCAGAAACCCAACAGAGCUGUUCCAUGCGCCGAGAAAGAAUCCCUGAGGAAGGACCUGGAGAGACUGAGAUCUAGACUCGACGAGAUCCUAGCCCAGAACCCCCAUCCAUCCUCCCCCAGUUUCGGCCAUGAAAAGCUUCUUCCCUAUCGCUACUACUACGGCAUGGAAGACCACACGCAAGCAGGCUGGCAAGAACCCGUCAUAAACCGAGUAAACGACCUCCUAUUUGACACGCAAAUGCUCCUCCUCCUCCUAGACCUCCACCUCUCCCUCGACAUCCCAAACCUCGUCCAAGUAACCCGAGACCAAACCCCAAGCGCGAUGGAACAAGGAUCCGCAACCUUUCAACGCGCGCGAGAACACCGUCGACUCUCCGUUCAAAACUGGACUUCCGUACCAGCAGCACGAACAGCUAUAUGCCGCGCAAUCGAUAUCCUGGCCAUAUACCAGAACUUCGUUUCGUCGUCCGGUCCGGAUAUUAGUACGCGAAACUUAGAUCCAAUAUGCCACAUUGCGCUGUGUACCUCUGCUCUGAUCAUCUGGGCGUAUUGCCAGUUCCACGACGAUGAUGCUCAGACUUGCCACCAACCAGGUCCCGAUCCCACAACAGGCAUCGAAGUAACGGCUUGCAGUUCCGAUUCCGGUUCCGGUUCCCUCCUGGAAAAAGAACCCUUGAUUGAAACAGGAGAGGAUUCCACACGGCCGCUGAUAUGCGGUGUACGGCUUUGUAGACAUAACACCAGCGCCUUAAUAGGUAUAUUCCGAGAGUGCAUACCAGAGGGCUGGGGCUUAGUGCGUGUAAUCGCGCCGGGGAUUUUUCCAUAG